Molecule: messenger RNA, 2391 nt
Organism: Cataglyphis hispanica
Lineage: Eukaryota; Metazoa; Arthropoda; Insecta; Hymenoptera; Formicidae
Product: N-acetylglucosamine-6-phosphate deacetylase
Exons: 7
Coding region: 321-1553 (410 amino acids)
Biological process (GO): N-acetylglucosamine catabolic process
Molecular function (GO): N-acetylglucosamine-6-phosphate deacetylase activity
Source: RefSeq, a predicted model, not a curated record
GAUAUAGAUCAUAUACCCCGUGGGCGUGGGACCGUGUCUAUGCCUAGACGCGGCCGGCAUUUAUGUUUACAUGGCACAGCUGAUCGAGCUUUUCAACCAUUAAUUUUGUCAAUUUGUUUAUUGGGAUGGAUCUAUCGUUAAAGACGCACGUCAUCGCGAUUUCACCCCCACCAAUCGCCAUUUUAAAUGACUCGAAUGUUAGAUAGCAACCGUGGUGUUGAUAUGCAUAAUUGAUAAUUGUCGAUAAUGCCGUGCGUAUACAGAUAAGGCCCUUAUUUAUAAAAUUACGUUGGCUCGCAAUUAUUAUUCGCCAUACGAAUAUGCUGCGACGCGAUAUGGGGGUCCUAAAGCAAUUCUGUAACUGCAGAAUCCUGCGCAACAGCAGAAUUCAGACGGAGGAUUUAUGGGUGCGUGAUGGAAGGAUUAUGAAUCCGGAGAGGAUCUUUUACGAUGAAAAGAUCAAGCCAGAUGUUAGGAUAGAUUGCGGCGGCGCUCUAAUUUCACCGGGAUACAUAGAUGUACAGAUCAACGGAGGAUUUGGCAUAGACUUCUCUUUCAAUGUUGACAAUGUGGAAGAGGGCAUUGAUAAAGUAGCAAAGGGAUUGCUAACACAUGGAGUAACAUCUUUUUGUCCUACUUUGGUAACAUCUCCAAGUGAGGUAUAUCACAAAGUAUUACCAAGAAUAAAAAAACGAAAUGGUGGUAGCCAUGGUGCUUCUGUACUGGGUGUUCAUAUAGAAGGGCCAUUUAUUAGCCCAAAUAAAAAAGGUGCUCAUCCAGAGCGUUAUAUUAAAAAAUUUGAUCAGGGAUUUAAAUCAGUUAUUGAUAUGUAUGGAGAUCUAGACAAUGUAUGUUUAUUUACAUUAGCACCUGAAAUUCCAAAUGCCAUACUUGUUAUUGAAGAGUUAUGUAGAAGAAAUAUCAAAGUAUCUCUUGGACAUUCCAUAGCGAAUUUAAAUGAAGGAGAAGAGGCAGUUAAACAUGGAGCAUCAUUUAUUACUCAUUUGUUCAAUGCUAUGUUACCUUUUCAUCAUAGAGAUCCAGGAUUAGUUGGUCUUUUAACGUCCGAUAAAAUUCCACCUGGAAGAAUUGUUCAUUUUGGCAUAAUCUCCGAUGGCAUUCACACUCAUCCGGCGGCGUUGCGGAUCGCUCAUAGAACGCAUCCGGAAGGUCUUGUACUUGUAACAGACGCGAUAUCAGCGUUGGGUUUGGAGGAGGGAAUCCAUCAGCUAGGACAAUUCAAGAUAGAGAUACGUAAAGGAUGCGCUUAUAUCGCUGGAACGGAUACUAUGUGUGGUAGCAUAACCGAGAUGUCCAAAUGUGUGAGACACUUUAAAGACGCUACAGAUUGCACAAUAGUUGAAGCCUUGGAAGCGGCGACUUUGCAUCCCGCGAGAAGCCUCGGUAUCGAUUCUUACAAAGGUAUUCUUAAUUUUGGAGCCGAUGCCGAUUUUAUAUUACUAGACGAAAAGUUGGAGCUCCUAUCGACAUGGAUUUCGGGAGAAUGCGUUUAUGAGAAGAUUCCUGGUAGUACAAAACAACUGGAAGCGUAAACGUAAGUAGAUACAAAUAAGAAAUCAGUUGUAUAAAACAACUGGAUAUCCUAUAAUUCGGUCAGUGUACAUAAAUUAACAGUGACAGACCGAUUAUAAUAAUGUUAUAAUGAAUAAGCCUUAAACUUCAGAUAAUAGCUUUUGUAUGUUACACUGAGAUUUUACUACAUUUAUACUUAUAUAAAUAUAUUAAUUAUAGUUUUAUGUCUUUAUGCUUGAAAAGAGAUUAUUUAUAGAAAAAAAAAAGAUAAAAUACUACAUAAAAUUUGAAGAUUUAAUUUUUUUUUAAUAUUGCCUCAUAUGUGAAAUCUAAAUUUAUUUAGAUUUCUAAAUUUAAAGACACUAUAUGAUGAGUAUAAAUAUAUUUUACUAAAUGAAGGAUAUUAGAAAAGUUAUAUUUUCAUAUGCUCUUUUCUACUUAAGAUGUAAAUAUGUAACAAUAAAUGUAUUGUUUUUUAAUUUAUAAAUUUAUUUAGAGCUUCUCUAUACUCCCCUUUGCAUUCUUGGCAAGAUUUUCUUUAACUAUAUUAGUUUUUGCUUUACUUGUUAUAUCCUACAGGGUAUACAGAUGUCAAAUAACAUAGUUUUAAUGAUUUAAUACUACAAAGAUAUUUUUACAGAAUUAAAGAAUGAUUAGGAAUUGCCGCACUACAUUAAAUUAAUCUUAAAGUCUCAUUAUGUAUACUUAAAAGUUUUAUAUUAAUGUACAUAAGGCUUCUUUUAUAUGAAUUGAAAUGCAUUGAAUAAAAUGCUACUUAAAAGAAAGAAAAAUAUUAAAUUUUCUGAACAAUAUUCAAAUUUUCACAUCAUAUAUAUAUAUAUAUAUAUAUAUAUAUAU